Messenger RNA from Micromonas commoda, 1078 nucleotides. RefSeq lists its product with no specific name. The record is from RefSeq and is a predicted model, not a curated record. Gene Ontology annotation, molecular function: RNA binding. Gene Ontology annotation, cellular component: ribonucleoprotein complex; nucleus. The coding region runs from base 1 to 645 and encodes 214 amino acids. NCBI's taxonomy places the organism in Eukaryota, Viridiplantae, Chlorophyta, Mamiellophyceae, Mamiellales, Mamiellaceae. The transcript has 2 exons. Gene Ontology annotation, biological process: RNA processing.
AUGCGGCCGACACUAAAACUUUGCGCGAUGUGUUCGGACUGUCCUUCAAGAACUUUCGAUGAUGCCACUAAGACGAAAUUGCUGAAUCAAAUUGAAUUUUACUUUUCCGACUCGAACUUGCCGCGCGAUAAGUUCCUGCGGGAAACGGUCGAGAAUGAUCCCGACGGAUUCGUUGACAUCGCGUUACUCGUGACAUUCAGCCGCGUGCGCUCGCUGCUUGGCUCCUACGGACGCCACUGUGACGGUGACCUGGUCGCCGCCGUAGCUGGGGCCUUGGAUACAUCAACACUCCUCACUGUAAGUUGCGACAAGCAACGCGUCCGCCGUAAUUCGAUUUUACGCCCAAGAGCAGAAGUGGACGCUGAGGUGGAGCAACGCAGCUUAUACGUCUCACCUUUUCCGAUGGACGUGACAAUCGACAAACUCCGCGAGUUCUUCUCCCACCACGUUGAGGUACUUUCUAUCCGUCUUCGCCGGCAUGCUUUAUCUAAAGACUUUAAGGGAAGCAUUUUUAUCGAGCUUGAGAGCUCGACGAGCUGUGCCGUGCUGUUGCAAAACUCACAUGCCCUAGAAUAUGAGGGCGCUAAUCUGACUGUAAUGAUGAAGUCUCAGUACCUGGAGAAGAAGAAAGGUACAGAGCCAUGACACUGUCUCGCUUCGUGUGGGGCAAUAAUUUCUUGCUCGCUGUGUCAGUUUCCGCUUUGCAAACUCAGCACGGCGAGGAUCACAGCAGGGUGAAGAGCGCGGAGUUCAGUUUCGAGAGCAUCGCGUUCUGGCACUGGAAAAAACUUGUUGCGGAUAUUUCACGCAACAGAUAUUCUUGAGUGAACCUAUGAGUCUUAAUUGAAAAGUCUUUUGCAGUGCGCGAGCCCUGGAGCGAAACUAUUACGUUCGUAAUACCCCACCCGAUCGCUACCGAGUGCAACUUGCUAUGGUGCUUUGCAGAACCAUCGCGAGUUUUCAGCUUAGAGUCCAGUCAUUUGAAAGCUCGCAAACCAACAAAUUUUGAGUAGUCUACUCUAGAAAUAAGGAAAGAACAAGAAUUCAUUUUAAUGUAUCACCAAAUGGCAUUUAUGUG